Boleophthalmus pectinirostris (great blue-spotted mudskipper) is the source of this 1811-nucleotide messenger RNA. RefSeq names its product shisa family member 3 (gene shisa3). Lineage: Eukaryota; Metazoa; Chordata; Actinopteri; Gobiiformes; Gobiidae. The record is from RefSeq and is a predicted model, not a curated record. The transcript has 2 exons. The coding region runs from base 302 to 1123 and encodes 273 amino acids.
GCUUGUGCUUGGACACCUACAACAAACUUAGUAGUUUUGGUCUCUCCGGUGAAUCCUGGACCAUGUUUGCGUCGGAAGGGAGUCGAAUAAUGUUGCCUUAAUUUUUCUGGACACAGAUUCGAUUAGGAAUUUUGCUGAAGUUUGGUCCAAACAACUUUGCAAAGUUGCAAAGAUGACUGUGACCUAAUCCGACCUGUCGCGGACGGUUCAUUCAUUCUUGUGGAGAAAGUACCCGUACAGCCAGGCAUCGGGAGUUGAAGCCCUGUCCCCGCUUGUCCCGUGGGGCGCAGAAGUGUUCGUGAUGGUGUGCCUUCUCCAUUGCGUCCUGCUUGGAUAUAUCACUUGGAAUCUGCGGAUAUCGGACGCACAGGGGGAGUACUGUCACGGCUGGUUGGACGCUAAUGGGAAUUAUCAUGACGGCUUCCAGUGCCCGGAGGACUUCGACACCACAGACGCCACUGUGUGCUGCGGGACCUGCUCCCUGCGCUACUGCUGCGCGGCACCGGACGCACGGCUGGACCAGGGCAGCUGCACCAACGACAGGGAGGCAGACAACACGGAGUUCGCUGCACAGCCGGUGUAUGUGCCCUUCUUGAUGGUUGGCAGUAUCUUCAUCGCUUUCGUCAUAGUGGGCUCUCUGGUGGCUGUUUACUGCUGUACGUGCCUUCGCCCUAAACAGCCCACGCAGCAGCCCAUCCGCUUCUCUCUGCGGAGCUGUCAGGGCGAGACCAUCCCCAUGAUCCUGACCACCGGCCCCCCCAGCCUGCGAGCUCCGUCCCGCCAGUCCAGCACAGCCACCACCAGCUCCAGCUCAGCCGGAGGAGGCAGCUCCAUGCGCCGCUUCUCCCUGGGGGGUCAGGGCUCCCAGCAGCAACAUGGAUGUCUGGUUUCUGCCACAGUGUCCUCAUCAGCGUCAACCCCAACACAGACUCCACCCCCUCCGCCCCCCUACACUUCCCCUCCAGCCCCUGUGCCCCCCAGCCUGCCGCCCAGUCACGGUCACCCCCCUCUGCAGCUGCACCAGCACACCCCCGGGUUCCUCCUGCCCCAGCAGUACUUUUUCCCCCUACAGCCUGACACCUUCACUGUCGCCAAAGGCUUUGCAGACUUUGGGCAGAGCUGACAGAGCACAGGCAUGUUACAAGACAAACAGCUAGCCUGUGUGCCAGAACCCAAUCAAGCUGUCAUGUGUUUCUGUAAAUCAAUCAGAGGUGGAAUAUUUAAAUUUACUUGACUUUCUCUCAUAUGAAAGCAAAUCUGAUAUGGUUAUUUUUGGUUAGCACUUGGUUUUGGUUCAGAAAAGAUCCCACUUCUACAGGCCACAGAAACAUAAACGCUGCUUAUACAGCCUCUCAGUAAGUGCUCAUAUGCUUGGGAUAUUUUGGGUAGGACUUUAGUUACAUCUGGAAAGUAUAUUUGACGUUAUCUCAACAUCUCCCAUAUCUCCCAUAUCUCCCAUAUCUCCCAUAUCUAACCAAGAAGGUACUGUAGAUAAUGGUGGUAUGCAUUGAUGGGUUUACAGAAACUUCUUACUGGACCUUUUACCUGGUGGCAGGGCUGUGGCAGAUGGAGUAGGACCUGAAGACCUGAAACUGUCUUUAUCUGAGGCACUUUUCCACCACACUAAAGCUCUCUGGAUGACCAUCAUCUAAGCUCUCACCAAAAGUUCACAUGGAACAGUCGCAUAUCAUAUAUUUUACCUUUUGAUACCAGAUGUGGAGUUUUUGCCACUUCGGAGAAUAUGCCAUUAAAUUACAUUGUUACAUCAGGGAGUAAAAUCUUUGACAAUCACAAAUCUUCCUAAAGGGAGG